UUGAACAAUGCAGCUUGACGGAUGGCCGCCGAGUACUCGCGUGAACCGGGGUGAAAGAUAUCGCGGGCGCUGAGCCGUCAACCGAUGGGUGACAGGAAUCGAUGGGCGCUGGAACUGAAAGAACAGGAUCACCGAAGCCAUCGGGAUAUGGCCCUUGCUGCUUCCCGCAAUUGUAGUAACCGGACCUGUUACCGGGCCUGGGAAUUUCAUCAAACUGGCAUAUAGCGCCCACUCGCUUCGACCUUCAAAUAUAAAGGAGACACGGACAAGGAAUGCUUCCCUUCUCUCAUGGAUCUUUCUCUCCCGCGGUCCCAGGCCCGAGCAAGCGAUACCUUUGCUCCACCGCCCUUGGAUGGAUCCUUGUCGCUCCCCGAGAUAUAUGACUAUAAUGCGUCCCACAGUCCGGACCAUCUCGUCUUCGUGUACGAGGACGAACAGGGCGUCAAGAAAGUUGUCUGGUCGCAACUGGGCCAGGCGAUGCACAGAGCCGCGUCAGUGGUACGGAGGAACUUGAAGGAGCAGCAUCUCAACACUUCGACAGUGGUCGCGAUACUGGCGAAUGUAGACAUCUUCAGCUACUUUACGACGAUAAUGGGCAUCUUACGCGCGGGCCAGCAGGCAUUCCCUAUAUCGACCGUGACCACCACGCCUGCUGGUAUCGCCCAUCUGCUGCAGCAUACACGCGCCAAAUACCUGCUUGUCGGUGUUGAUCCGGUAUCGCAAGCCCUGGCCUGUGCUGCACUCCAGGUGCCGUCCAUUGGUGGGACUAUUGGAGAUAACGUUAAAGCCGCUCCAAUGCCCUCCUUCGAGGAACUAUUCUCAGAACCCGAAUACGAGCGCGAACCCGUGCCUCCAAUUCAUCCGCGACAAACUGAUCCAUGCCUCAUAUUGCCAUCUUCUGGUACAACUGAGUUCCCGAAGCCGAUUAUCAUAACACAUCAUGCUAUGCUACAAUGGAAUUGGGUUCCAUAUUGCGGUACAACGGAUCUCUGUGGCCACCUUCUCUCGGCCCAUGCUCUCUCGAUGACUCAUAUCCUGGGCGCUACCAUGCUGUCAUGGACGGCAAGUACGGGUAUGGCGGUGGCGGGAUUUUCACCAUGGCGCAGCCCUGCACCUCCUGACGCGGAUGCCGUGAUAUCUGGGGUCGUCAAGACGUCCGCGACAUUGCUGUGUACUGUUCCGUCGAUGAUAGAGACAUGGGCCAGGAAUCCUGACUAUGUUUCAGCAUUGAAAAAACUGUUUGCCGUGACCUAUGCCGGCUCAACUUUGGACAGACAAAUCGGAGAUUUCCUUGCAAGUCAUGGCGUGAAUGUGGUCAACCUCUAUGGAACAACAGAAGUUGGCUGUGGUUCCGAGUUCCUUCCAGACGACCUUGACCCAAGUCGUUGCACGUACUUCAAGUUCUCCCCCCAUAGCACUCCCAAAUUCAUACCAUUCAGUGAAAAUGUUUAUCAUCUGCUCUUCACUAAUACAUCAAAACAUCCGUUACACGUAGUAAAUACGGAGUCGAGCGGCGUGAAAUAUUUCGAUACUCAUGAUCUUGUCAUCCGCCACCCCACCAAUCCUGAUCUCUGGAAAGUCUACGGGCGAACCGCUGACAUCAUCGCAUAUACCAAUGGCGAAAAGCAGACCAAUCCUGUGCCGAUAGAACAGGCCAUAUCAAAGCAUCCAAUGAUUGAUCGUUGUGUAAUGUUCGGGAAAGGAAGACCUCAUCCGGGGCUUGUUGUCGAGCCCUCUCGAGAAUAUGCAGUUGAUAUCAAAGACGGGGAUCUUGUCAGCGAAUACGUUGACGCCAUAUGGCCUCACGUGGAGGAAGUAAAUGAAUCCUUACCGGAGUAUUCAAGAAUAACAAGAGAAAUGAUCAUUAUUACUGACCCGGCGAAGCCUUUUCAAUACUCGCAGAAACUGACGCUGCGGAGGUUCGCAGUUCUGCAGGAUUAUAAUGAUGAAAUAAACCAGGCGUAUCAGUCUACAGAGGUCGCGCAGCCUUUGCAUCGUCCUGAGAUGUGGGAGCAAGAGCACUUUUUGAAGCUAGCGAGAGCGGCUGUCGAAAAGUAUAUGCCUUGCUCGCUUGGGGAUGACGAUGACCUAUUCCAAGCGGGAUGUGACAGUUUGCAGGCGACAUGGAUCCGAAACAUGAUCUUCCACUUCCUCCAUCGAUCACUAAAAAUAUCGACAAGGAAUAUACCCCAUACUCUUGUGUACUCUAACCCAACUAUUCGACGAUUGGGUACCUACAUUUGGCAGGUGAUUCAGUAUGGCCAUGCCUCAGUCGCUCUGUCCACCCUUUCUGGAAAGAUAGCCGAGAUGGAGGCAUUGGUGAGGAAGUACACAAGUGACUUUCCCGUGCACCGUCCGGGUCUGGGUCCGAGUGAGAGAGGCAACGACGUAGUUCUGGUAACAGGGACUACCGGAGCCUUGGGAGCGUAUAUUUUGGAUGCGCUGAUCAAUGAUCCAACAGUCACACGUGUGUAUGCGCUGAAUCGCGGGGACACGAAGGGUGCGAGGUCUGUUUAUAUCAGACAUGUGGACAGUUUCCGGGAGAGGGAACUGGAUUGGGCGCUGUUGAAUUCAGAUAAACUGGUUUUGCUGGAGGCGGAUUUGACGGUGGAGGGUUUUGGCCUUGAGGAACAGGUGUAUGAGGAGAUCCGGAGGGAUGUGACGUGUAUCAUUCAUAGUGCUUGGCUUCGGAACUAUGCUGUUUCAUUGUCGACACUGGAGCCGUUAAUUUCGGGAACGCGAAGAUUAAUCAAUUUAGCGCUGGGCUCGCCGCAUAACGUACCGCCGUCAUUUGUUUUCGUCAGCUCAUUAUUGGUUUUCAGUAGCUGGAAUCCUCGACAGUUAGCGCCAGAGGCAGUGAAUUCGCGUCCGGCGACAGCCAUAGGCUGGGGAUACACCGAGUCGAAAUGGGUAGCAGAGAGUGUUCUGGCAAGGGCGGCAGAGACGACUCCGUUACGCAUCUCUGUGGCUCGUUUGGGACAGCUUAGUGGAGGAUCUAAUGGGUGUUGGAGCCCUAAGGAGUGGUUCCCCCUCCUGGUGAGAUCCGGUCAAGUCGUCGGCUGCAUACCACAGCUUAAUGGUGUUCUCAGCUGGAUGCCUGUCCACCUAGCUGCCCGAGCUAUUGUCGAAGUGCGGCAUAGUGGUGAACCAUAUAUGAAUAUGACACGUCCGAAUCCCGUGGACGCAUUGGAGAUAUUCCGGAUGGUUAGUGAGGAACUAGGUGUGCCUAUAGUGCCUUACCCCGAAUGGUUAGCUGCAUUGGAAGCGUCUGUGAGGUCGGGGGAGACAGCGAGUCAUAUACCGUCGCUGGCAAUGAUGGAGUUCUAUCGGUCAGCUUAUAGGCCGCUGGGAAGCCAGAACUGCGAUGCGGUUGGGUUUACGCUUGGUGAGACGUGGAGAGCGGUGUGGGCAUCCCCAUCGAUGCGUAGUUUGGUGUUUCAGACGAUCGAGAAGGGAGAUGUGGAUUCAUGGAUGAGAUAUUGGAGGAAGGUGGGGCUUCUUACGCCUUGACUAGUGUUGGGUUUUCUUUGGGGACUUGUACUGGAGCAUGGACUUGACACCUGUACUUGGGACAUAUUGCACUUAUAUAAGUUAUCCAUAGUAGAAACGCUUGAACCAUUCUGUGAUCGUUGGACUCUGGGCUCUUUGCAUGUUAUGAUUCUGCUCAUCUAUAGCGGCAAGUUGCAUAGAAGGAUUAGUAUGUG
Guyanagaster necrorhizus is the source of this 3704-nucleotide messenger RNA. Its product is annotated as acetyl-CoA synthetase-like protein. Bases 289 to 3510 code for a protein of 1073 amino acids. The record is from RefSeq and is a predicted model, not a curated record. The transcript has 19 exons. NCBI's taxonomy places the organism in Eukaryota, Fungi, Basidiomycota, Agaricomycetes, Agaricales, Physalacriaceae.